AUGACCCUACGGACAUACGCCCAAAAGAAGCCGGAAUGGAUGGGCUUAUCGAGGCUAGCAAAUGCCGCGGCUCUACUUACAACUCCUUCGUAUGCUAUGGGGAAGAAGGCAAGCAGUGCUACCCACAAGACACGGCCACUGUACGCUACACUUGCGGGAAGGGAAGUUCCAGACCACACUGCCCCGCGGCGCAGCCCAAAGGGGCGAAGGCUUGUUGCACAAAUGAGGGACAGGUUGCCUGCCAUGUUGGUUCAGGUUCACUUUCAGAAGCAUCAUCAUUUAACUGCAUCUCGAAAGAUCGGAUAUGCUGCGGCUCAGGCGACUGUUCGAGCGAGGAGUCUUGCUUGGAGGAUAACAUCGACAAAGACAUCAGGGACGGCGUCGGGGACGACUUCUGCUCCCUCAUCUACCAUAAACACCUCGCAAUCGGCCACAAGUACCCAGUCAUCAUCGGGCGCUACAUCAUAUAGCACAUCUGGACGACCGACUACGACUGGGAACACUUCAUUCACCUCUCUUCCGACGGAUAGCAUCUCGGAUAGCAUCUCAGACAUCAUCCGGACUGCCAUCCCUACCUCGGCACAGACCGAGCCCACCGCGCCCUGCUUUCUAACUGCCACUGGAGAUUCGGUGUACACCACACCUGACUGGUAUACGGCACUUCCUACCGAGCUCCAGAGCUAUUACUCUUCAGUCAACGCUGGCGCAUCCCUUUCAAGCUACUGCACCGCGGCGCCUACUUCCCCUGGUGGCGCCCACGGGUCGCCAGGCUCCUCUCUUUCCAAAGGCGGGAAAGUAGGCGUGGCGGUCGGUGCAGUCGCUGUCGCCGUCGCUCUAGGCGUUCUCAUAUUCCUCGCCGCGAAGACGGGCCUCGUGGCCAGAUGGUGUGCCUUGUGCGGCGUAGGCGCGGCCACUGCCGAAGAGCGAAGCACGCCUGUGAUCCCUACUACGAGCAGGCUGGGCUCAGGGAUGCUCCGUCUGGGCGGUUCUGGUCGCUACCGGACUGGAGUGUCUGGAAUAAUAUCUGGGGACGGCCGCAAUUUGAUGAGGGGCGGCGCAGGAGGAAGUGUGCCACCCUCGCCGCCGGUGCGCGAUCCCCCGGCCGUGCCCACCGCCGUGACAUAUGUAUCAAGAAGUGAUGAGGAGGUGAAAGGUGUAGAAUCACAUCACGCCAGCAUCAUGACGGUGUCGUCGUUAAGCGACUCAGGCCAUGAGCUUGCGGUCAUGCCGUCGCCUCCAUCAGACACGAGGUCCGGCAAAGAACAGGCGUAA
Molecule: messenger RNA, 1272 nt
Organism: Clonostachys byssicola
Lineage: Eukaryota; Fungi; Ascomycota; Sordariomycetes; Hypocreales; Bionectriaceae
Source: the annotation of a GenBank genome assembly